AUGCCCCUCCUCGACCUUGCCAACAUCGCCUGCGGCUUCCACGCGGGCGACGCCGCCACGAUGGUUCGCACCGUCCAACUCGCCAAAAAGCACCACAAGCUCGUGGGCGCGCACCCCGGCCUGCCCGACAAAGAAGGCUUCGGCCGCCGCCUGAUGGACAUUCCGGCCGAGACGCUCUACGCGCAAGUGCUGUACCAGGUCGGCGCGCUCAAAGCCGUGCUGGAUGCCGAGGGGAUGCGGCUCAACCACAUCAAGCCGCAUGGGAAGCUGUAUCGCAUGAUCAAAGAUGAUGAGGCGGUGGGGAGGGCGUGCAUGCGCGCCAUCAGCACAUUUGGCGUGCCGUUUGUGGGGUUGCCUGGCACGAGGCAUGAGGCGCUGUGUGAGGAGUUUGGGGUCGAGUUUGUGCCCGAGUUUUUUCCGGAUUUGUGGUAUGAUGACGAGGGGCAGACGGUGCCGAUUCUGUGA
Molecule: messenger RNA, 465 nt
Organism: Cyphellophora europaea CBS 101466
Lineage: Eukaryota; Fungi; Ascomycota; Eurotiomycetes; Chaetothyriales; Cyphellophoraceae
Exons: 1
Coding region: 1-465 (154 amino acids)
Biological process (GO): carbohydrate metabolic process
Source: RefSeq, a predicted model, not a curated record